CUGUUUCAGUACCUACUACUGCUUUGGCUUUCUGGACUGUGCACAGUAUGGUGAAUUGCUUAUGUGUGCAGUAUAACGGCACUGUUUCGGUACCUACUACUGCUUUGGCUUUCUGGACUGUGCACAGUAUGGUGAAUUGCUUGUGUGCAGUAUAACGGCACUGUUUCGGUACCUACUACUGCUUUGGCUUUCUGGACUGUGCACAGUAUGGUGAAUUGCUUGUGUGCAGUAUAACGGCACUGUUUCAGUACCUACUACUGCUUUGGCUUUCUGGACUGUGCACAGUAUGGUGAAUUGCUUAUGUGUGCAGUAUAACGGCACUGUUUCGGUACCUACUACUGCUUUGGCUUUCUGGACUGUGUACAGUAUGGCGCCUUGUGUGCGUUGCCUACAUGGGACAGACAUGUAAUGGGGUUAGGGUUCUUGCUUGUCUUGAGUAGAUACGUACAGGAAGUCAUUGCUCAACAGGUGGUGUGCACUUAUAGGAGCAGUAACCAAGCAGAUACUUCCAGAGUGCGAAGUAACAAAACCACAGCUCAAGCUCAUCACUUUACACCCAGCACCGACCUACUGAAGUAGAGAUGACCUAUGAAGACUACCCGGAGGAGUUCAACAACAACAACCAUGACCCUGAUGACCACAGCAUGCUCCACGGCAUCUUUCUACCUAUUGCAUAUUCCAUAACUUGUGUUCUUGGGCUUAUCGGAAAUGUGCUCAUUAUAAUCGUGUUUGUGUUUUAUGAAAAGAUAAAGACCCUCACGGACACAUUUUUGAUCAAUUUGGCCGUUGCUGACAUUCUGUUUCUGACCACUCUCCCGUUCCUGGCAUAUGAAUCGGCACAUAGCUGGGUUUUUGGCAACUUCCUGUGUAAGAUGCUAAGGAGCACAUACAGAGUCAAUCUCUAUACGUCCAUGCUGACUCUCACCGCCAUCACUUUUGACAGAUUCAUUUCAAUCACUAAAGUUACCAAAGCCAAUAAAUACCAAGUGACCAAGCAGAAUUGGAGGUGCGUGGUGUGCGCUUCCCUCUGGGUGCUGGCUCUGGGUCUUUCCAUUCCCCAGUUCAUAUACAAUCGUGUUUCUGAGCACCACCAUUGCUAUGAGAUCUUUGACCCUCCCAUAAUGGAGCUUGUGCUGGUUUCUAUUCAGAUGGCUGUAGGUUUUAUAUUACCCUUGACCUCCAUGAUCUUUUGUUACAGUUUUAUUCUAAGGACUUUGGUUAAUGCCCAAGGUGUCCAGAAGAAGAAGUCAAUGAAGAUAAUAUUGGCCAUAGUGGUUGUGUUCAUAGCCACACAGCUGCCUCAUAAUGCUCUUGUCCUGGCACUUGCCUUAAAAAAAGAUUUCCAUUCAAAUACAUUCUUUGUUAGAGUGAGCAUAAUCAUGGAGGCUGUUGCUUACGUUCACGCUUGUCUCAACCCAGUCCUGUAUUUCUUCGUUGGUACAAAAUUUAGAAAGCAUUUCUGGAAAAUCUUGAGAGGUUUAGGUCUGAAUAGAACAUUGGAGGAAACGACUGAUCAUCUGCAGGGAACUGAUGGAGACUCCAAGAAUGUUUCUGCAUCAACAAACCUCUUUGUCACAAGUGUGUAGAGCAGGCAUGCUCAACCUGCGGCAUUCCAGCUGUUGCAAAACUACAACUCCCAGCAUUCUCGGACAGCCUACAGCAGGGCAUUGUCAGAGUUGUAGUUUUACAACAGCUGGAGGGCCUGCAGGUUGAGCAUCCCUGGUGUAGAGUGUUUCUCCUGAGCACGGAGACAUCAGCGUGGAUCUGAAGAAGAGAGCGCCGCAGUGACUGGAUUGUGUCUGGUUCUGGUCACACUUCACUCCUACUUCUGUUGUCCUGUCAGUAGAUGCUUGAUGGACCUGUUAGAUGUCAGAUUGGAGACCUGACACCAGCAGGAGCAGCAUUGUAUGAGUAACGCUUAAUGAUAACUGAGAAAUGGCAUAUGCUUUAAUAAAUAACUAAGACUGA
Bufo gargarizans (Asiatic toad) is the source of this 1968-nucleotide messenger RNA. RefSeq names its product C-X-C motif chemokine receptor 6 (gene CXCR6). Gene Ontology annotation, biological process: G protein-coupled receptor signaling pathway; immune response. Gene Ontology annotation, molecular function: G protein-coupled receptor activity. The coding region runs from base 582 to 1586 and encodes 334 amino acids. The record is from RefSeq and is a predicted model, not a curated record. Lineage: Eukaryota; Metazoa; Chordata; Amphibia; Anura; Bufonidae. The transcript has 2 exons. Gene Ontology annotation, cellular component: membrane.